Messenger RNA from Sander lucioperca (pikeperch), 6196 nucleotides. RefSeq names its product solute carrier organic anion transporter family member 3A1-like. Lineage: Eukaryota; Metazoa; Chordata; Actinopteri; Perciformes; Percidae. Gene Ontology annotation, biological process: transmembrane transport; prostaglandin transport; sodium-independent organic anion transport. Bases 277 to 2520 code for a protein of 747 amino acids. Gene Ontology annotation, cellular component: membrane. The transcript has 10 exons. Gene Ontology annotation, molecular function: protein binding. The record is from RefSeq and is a predicted model, not a curated record.
UCAAAACACUGCCUGAAGGACGCAGAGCUGCGGUUCGGAACCGGGCUGAGAAACCAAAUCCAGUCGGUACCGGUCCUGGGUGGAGAUGUAACAUCCCGGAUGUGGGGAAACGGCGUCCUGUAGUUCUACGUUAGAAGCCGUCGUAGCCUACAUAUACAUACGUAGCCUACGUAUUUAAAUGUGAUGUAGCCGAUACGCACUGGCUGGACAGGCGGUGAAGAGAGGUCGCUGACGGACUGUGCGUAAUGCUGAGUGGACAGCAGUAUUUCUCGCUGUAUGUUUCAGCCUACACGGGCUAUUGACAAGAGAUUUGCACUUCUUCUGCAGUGCAGCUCGUCAUUAGAACCAGAUGCUCUCCGCCGGACCGGAGCCGUUCAGUUUCAUGCCGUCCAAGCCGACCGGAGCCUGAGCCGAAGGAUGCAGGUUAAAAAUCAGAUCUGCACGGAGCGGAGCAGCACCGACGACCCGGAGCAGGAUGACAACCAGAAGAAGACCUCGUGUUUUUCCAACAUAAAGAUUUUCCUGGUGUCGGAAUGUGCGCUCAUGUUGGCACAGGGCACCGUGGGCGCUUAUUUGGUAAGUGUUCUGACCACUCUGGAAAGACGCUUCAACCUCCAGAGUGCAGAUGUGGGUGUCAUUGCCAGCAGCUUUGAAAUCGGCAACCUGGCCCUUAUCCUGUUUGUCAGCUACUUUGGCGCCAAGGCCCACAGACCCAGACUGAUUGGCUGCGGCGGGAUUGUCAUGGCGUUGGGGGCACUGCUGUCAGCCCUGCCGGAGUUCCUGACUCAUCAGUAUGAGUACGAGGCCGGGGACUCGUGGCACGCCGAGGACGGCAGGGACGUCUGCUCCAACACCACCAGGUCAGAAAACCGAGACUCUGGGUUUAAAUGUGGCAACAGAGCCAACACCAACAUGAUGUACCUUCUGCUGAUCGGAGCCCAGGUUCUGCUCGGCAUUGGAGCCACACCGGUCCAGCCUCUGGGAGUGUCCUACAUCGAUGACCAUGUCCACAGGAAGGACUCCUCGCUGUAUAUAGGUAUUUUAUUUUCAACAUUAGUGUUCGGUCCGGCCUGUGGCUUCAUCUUAGGUUCUGUCUGUACCAAAGUCUACGUGGAUGCAGUCUUCAUCGACACUAGUAAGCUGGACAUCACCCCAGAUGACCCUCGCUGGAUUGGGGCGUGGUGGGCUGGCUUCCUCCUUUGUGGUGCCUUACUCUUCCUGUCGGCUCUCUUCAUGUUCGGCUUCCCCCAGGCGCUGGACGAGCAGGACAUGGACGGUGGAGGGGAGAGUGAGCAGGCCAUGCUGCCUUCUUCCCUGACCAUGGAGUACCAGGGCUCUAAACCCAACGGGGCCAUUCAUGGCUUUGAUAUAAACAGCGGACUCUCAGUUUGUGAGCAUCUGAGAGUAAUCCCCCGGGUAACCCGGCACCUUCUCUCCAAUCCGGUGUUCAGCUGCAUCACGCUGGCAGCCUGCAUGGAGAUCGCUGUGGUUGCUGGCUUUGCUGCCUUCCUGGGAAAAUACCUGGAGCAGCAGUUCAACCUUACCACCUCCUCAGCCAAUCAGCUGCUAGGUAUGACAGCCAUCCCCUGUGCCUGUCUGGGUAUCUUCCUGGGGGGGCUGCUGGUAAAGAAGCUGAACCUGUCAGCUCUGGGCGCUGUCCGCAUGGCCAUGAUGGUCAACCUGGUGUCCACUGCAUGCUACGUCUCUUUCCUCUUCUUGGGCUGUGACACUGGACCUGUCGCCGGUGUUACUGUAGCCUAUGGCAACGAGACAUUGCUUUCCUGGCAGCGACCUGAGUCAGCGUGCAUCAAUAACUGUAACUGCUACACAGCAUCAGUGAGUCCUGUCUGUGGUUCCAAUGGAAUCACCUACCUCUCAGCCUGCUUCGCUGGCUGCACCAAACCAAACCUGACCGGCUGCACGUGUAUAUCCAGCACCAGUGAAGAUGCGGUGGCUUUACCAGGGAAGUGUCCCAGUCCAGGCUGUCAGCAGGCCUUCCUCACCUUCCUUUGUGUUAUCUGUGUGUGCAGCAUGAUCGGAGCUAUGGCCCAGACACCCUCUGUCAUCAUCCUUAUCAGAACUGUAAGUCCAGAGCUGAAAUCUUAUGCCCUUGGAGUUCUGUUCCUGCUCCUGAGACUGAUAGGCUUCAUCCCUCCACCUCUGAUCUUCGGCAUGGGCAUUGACUCCACGUGUCUGUUCUGGAGCUCUGUCUGUGGCGAGAAGGGAGCCUGCAUGCUGUACGACAACGUGGCCUACAGGCAUCUGUAUGUCAGCAUAGCCAUCGUCCUCAAGUCCUCGGCCUUCGUCCUGUACACAACCACGUGGCAGUGUUUGAGAAAGAACUACAGGAAAUACAUCAAGAACAGCGAGGGUUACCUCACACCCACUGAACUCUUCGCCUCCAAUGUGACUCUGGACAAUUUGGGCAAGGAGAUCACCCAGAACCCAGCCAACAGGACAAAGUUCAUAUACAACCUGGAGGACCAAGAGAUGUGUGACAACAUGGAGUCAGUUUUAUAGUGGCUGUCUGCUGGCACUGCAGACUGGAGCUGAGGCUGUAAAUGUGCAACUGAUCUGAUGUUCCUUUGGUGCCGUAUCAGUGUAGAAGAAUGUUCUCAGUAAGGGUCUUAUCUUCUUCUCACAUAAAACAUCAGACAUAAUGAAAAAAACUGAAGAGAUGUUUCUCAAAAUGUUCUAUAUCCACAUUGCACUUUUUUACUAAACUACAGGUUUUUUUUUUACAUUUCCUUAAUUUGACAGCAGAAUAGAGAUUGACAGCAAACAGGGGAACGAAACGACAUGGAUUGACACCCCCGAAAUGAUCUUCUUUAGUUCAACUUCAUUAACAGUUCAGUUCAAAUUGCUGUCAUAUUAGGUUUAGAUUAAUUAGGAGACCAGAGCUCUGUGAGAAGCAGAAAUUGGACAUUUUGGUUAUUCAUUAGCUUUAUUAGACAGUUUAUGUUUUAUAGAAGGAAGUGCUUCUCAGAUCCAGAUGCCAGAUAGAAAGGAUGACAGUUAUCAUAGUUGUUCCUAAUAACUGAUGCAUAUUUUAGCCCAUGGUUGGAGUACUUUUCCAGACAAACAGAACAUACAUUUGUAACUAUAGGCAAGCCAACUACAGACUUUUUAACGUGUGUUCCCUCAAUCAAUUCUUUAAAAGCUUUAAAAGUUUAACAUAACAAAUAGGAAAAAACAGAUAUGCAUUGACUACAGAGGCACAUCACACAAGAAGCAAAGGCAAACCAACAAAUCAGCAACAACAAGAAAUAGGAGUACAGGAAGAGGCAUAAUCCUAGUAACAUAUUACUCAACACCAGAGAGGUCUCGACUCGAGGCGGCCCUAUUUCGUGGCUAAUCGUUAAAGCCUCUGAGCAUCAGAGUCAACAUUUAAAAAAGUAUAGACAAAAUAUGGACCCCAGUUCAUUUCUAACCCAUUUUUCUUUCAUCUUAAUACAGUUAGCAGUGGAAAAUUGAUGGAAGAUGGAGUUUUGAAAAUAAAUAAUAUUUGUGCGUUUAUUGUUCAAUAUCUUCUCAAAAGUGAAGAUUACAAAAAUACUGUUACAGAAACUCACUUUUUUUUGUCACCAGUCAGUUUGCUAGAGUAGAGGUCACUGUGCCUCAAAGGGUGGAUAUUCCAUUUUGGAACCAAACUCUUCAGUUUGAGUUGCACAUAUUAUUCAGAUUGAAAAAAGAAAAAUAAGGAACAGAGUCUUUUUCAAAAGCUUUCGAUGUAAUUUGCCCGUUCUUGUUCUAGAGGUCAGUUUAGGACAUUUGUUGAAGUUAGAGGAGUGUUGAGCCAGUAUGUUAGAAUUAUCCCUUUACUGUGUCAUAGUGUGGAGUUUUGCUAUGAAUGCUGGACGAGAUUCUGAGGCAAAUGUUCUGUUUCAGAGUCACAGAAUGUUUUUUUUUCGUCUUCUUUUUUACGUCACACGAUUUUGUUGAAAUUAAGUCUUUUCGCAUUUUUAGAAAUUAGGUGCAACUUUCAAAAGUAAAUAUAAAAAAGUCCUUAUAGGGGUUUAGCUGAUGAUCUAAAAAGCAACGGACUAUGAGAGAGGAUAAAGGACUUUGGUGGCCCACCUAUGAAUAGUUGGACAAUACCUACAGUACAUGAGCUGAUUCAUUAACUGAACCUGUGACAUUUCAGUUACAUGACUAUCUCUCUAUCCACUGAUUUGACCUUACCACCAUUAUAAUUCUGCCAGGAACACUCAUGUCAAUGACAAAUGGAGACAGAAAUAUAGUUUGACUUGGUGGUGUAAUUCUACUCCUAGGGGAUGCCCCCUGCAGCAGUAAUGCAUGGAAUACACAGCAACAUGAUAAAUAACAAGCAGGGAAUAUUGCAAAUAAGACUCUCCAGGGUACAUGUAUGUAGUAGGGCCAAAGCUGGUGGAGGCUGUGGGGGAGGAGGCCUUCAACAAUACAAUCAGUAACAGCAGCAAAGCUCACAUGAGCGUACAGAGUGUGAAGGCAUUUAAGUAGAAUGCCAAGUCAAGGCACUGAGACAUGAUGAUUGUGGUAGGCUAGCUGUCAGCAGACACAGCAUAGCAUGACGCACAGUGUCCAGCCAGAAUUAGUUCAUUUAAAAGCAUGCUGGUAAUGCAUGCAAUGAUAAAAAAAAAAUAUUUAGUAUGUCACUAAGCUGCACAGACUCUGUGGUUUGGUGGCCAUGGUAAUGGUUAAAUGCAUAUUUAACUUCAGUGGCCUCUAAAUUAUAUCUAAGACCAUGGAAAAGCUUUAUAAUGCAUACUGCAUUGUGAUGUUGAAAGUUUUUAGCAAACCUCAGCUGAUUCAUAAUCACUCACACUGUAGUGAUUCUAAACACAGAUUGUUUUUUUUUUUUUAAAUGGUAAUUUUGUUUUUAGGAAUUCUAUGGGAUUCAGAUUUCUGACAUAUCCAGUUUAUAUAGAGAAUAUAUUGUUUUUCCUGGCUUACUUUGUAAGUAUUUAAUAUGUUUUGCAUCAAAAAUAUGGACCUUUGUCCAGCCACUCACCAUCACAAUAGUCUAGAUAUCAUCCCUUUGAUGUUUGGAGGUGGGGUUAAAGGAGUCAUUUUAACAUUUUGUAAAAAAAAAAAAAAGAAAAAAAAAAAAAAAGAAGCUUUUUUACUUUCUUGCCGAGAAUUAGACAAGAAGAUCGAGACCACUCUCAUAUGUACGGUAAACAUGAAGCUAGAGCUAGCACCGGCUUAGCUUAAAAACUGGAAAUAUGGGCAACGUGCUAGCCUGGCUUUGUCCAAAAGUUAAAAAAAUCCUCCUACCAACCUAAAGCUAAUUUUUUUUUUUCAAUUCAUACAAAACUGUAAAAACAAGUUGUUGCCUUUGGUGGGUUGCCUGGCAACUUCACAGUGGUGACAAGACUCCAGGAAGUCACUGCGCACCGCCAAGUAAUAGUCGUGCACGUAACCCCUCCUUCAAAGUGAAACAUGUCAGCUAUACUCCUGUUUUUUGGACAGUUUAAUCAGUUUUUAAAAAAAUUAAAUACAAGGUGUUUAUAGAUUAUCUUAAGAGAUGCUGCUAGGCAGAUUUUAUUUCCAGAGCUAGGCUAACGGUUCCCCUCAUUUUCUAUCUUUGUGCUAAGCUAAGCUAACCAGCUGCUGGUUGUACCCUAUGGACAUGAGAGUGGAACCAAUCUUCUUAUCUGACUCUCUGCAAGAAAGCAAAUUAGCAUAUUUCCUAAAAUGUUGAACUUUUCUUUUAAGUUAAAGUUCCCUGAUUCAGUCUCAUUUUAUGCUGCCGCUCAUGUUUUAUUAGUACAUUGUUUUUGUAAAUAGUGGAAUUUAUCUUGGAUCCACGCUACUCAUAUGAUGUAUUUAGUUUGGCACUUCAGUGAACAAAAAGUAUAAGAUUUAAACUAUACAUUGAUGAUGCUUCAGCAUCAUAAAUAAAGAGAAUAUUAUAUCAAAGGGGGAAAAUAGGCAGUUGUUAGAGAAUGUUGGAGAUCAACAAUGAACCUACAAAUAACACAGAGCCAUGACUAAUGUCUGCUUGGUUUAAUGGUAACUAAGAGAGUAUAAAUACAGAUUUUUAGCACAGCAGUGAAAAUUCUUAAAAUAGAAGAUUUAUUGGGCACUGAUUAGGUAGUGUUUGAAACAGUUUCCAAGCUCAAAACUUGACUGUCCCUGAUGGGAAGAUUGGCUCCUAGCAGGACAUUCAGCACAGCUGGACAUUAUGCUAAGAUGUACAAACAAUAAAAAAAAA